Drosophila takahashii is the source of this 1038-nucleotide messenger RNA. It is a transcript of the gene Mt2, whose product is annotated as methyltransferase 2. NCBI's taxonomy places the organism in Eukaryota, Metazoa, Arthropoda, Insecta, Diptera, Drosophilidae. Gene Ontology annotation, molecular function: methyltransferase activity. The record is from RefSeq and is a predicted model, not a curated record. Gene Ontology annotation, cellular component: nucleus.
AUGGCUUUUCGGGUUUUAGAACUAUUCAGCGGUAUUGGCGGCAUGCAUUAUGCAUUUAAAUAUGCGCAACUGGAAGGUGAAAUAGUGGCCGCCUUGGAUGUCAACACGGUGGCCAAUGCGGUUUAUUCGCAUAAUUACGGCAGUAAUGUCGUAAAGACGAGGAAUAUCCAGAGUCUGAGCGUAAAGGAGGUCGGGAAGCUGCGGGCCAACGUGCUAUUGAUGUCCCCGCCCUGCCAGCCGCACACCCGCCAGGGAUUGCAAAGGGACACGGAGGACAAGCGAUCCGACGCACUUACUCACCUUUGUGGCCUCAUUCCGGAGUGCCAGGACCUCCGGUUCAUCCUCAUGGAGAACGUCAAGGGAUUCGAGAGCUCGCAGGCGAGAAAUCAGUUCAUUGAGGCGCUGGAGAAGUCGGGAUUCCAUUGGCGGGAGUUUAUACUCACGCCCACGCAAUUUAAUGUUCCAAAUACCCGAUAUCGAUACUAUUGCAUUGCCCGCAAAGAUCAGGACUUUCCAUUUCCGGGCGGAAAAAUCUGGGAGGAAAUGCCGGGAAGCAAAGCCCAGGAUCAAAAGCUUUCACAAAUCUCCGAGAUUCUAGAGGAAAAUGUAUCCCCCGGAUUUCUAGUGCCCGAUGAUGUCUUAACCAAAAGGGUUCUGGUCAUGGACAUAAUUCAUCCCACGCAAAGCAGAUCCAUGUGCUUCACCAAGGGCUACACCCACUACACCGAGGGCACCGGAUCUGCAUUUACACCGCUCUCGGAAUCGGAAUCCCAUAGGAUCUUCGAGUUGGUCAGGGAAAUCGACGAAAACAAUCAGGAUGCUGUGAAAUCGGAGGAAGUCCUGCAGCAACGCUUGGAUCUUCUGCAUCAAGUUAAACUAAGAUAUUUCACACCUCGCGAAGUGGCUCGUCUAAUGAGUUUUCCAGAGGAUUUCGACUUUCCCGCAGAGACAACGAACCGCCAAAAAUACCGCCUGCUGGGCAAUAGCAUUAAUGUUAAGGUUGUGGGCGAACUUAUUAAAUUGCUGACGGAUAAAUAA